Saccoglossus kowalevskii is the source of this 1553-nucleotide messenger RNA. RefSeq lists its product as uncharacterized. The record is from RefSeq and is a predicted model, not a curated record. NCBI's taxonomy places the organism in Eukaryota, Metazoa, Hemichordata, Enteropneusta, Harrimaniidae.
GUGACGUUGAACACACCCUGUGUUGAAAGUUCGGUUUUUGAAACUGCUUUUUACCGCAAAACUUGACAUUUUCGACUCAAGAUGAUGAAUACAUUUGUGGCACAUCCAAGUAUACGAGUUAAAGGCUCUGAAAAUAACUGGAAUCCAGUACAGUGUGUAAAUGUGGAGUGUUAUCAUAACACUAAAGGCAGUCAUAUGCACUGUCCUUUCUGUGUUAAAACUGAAUCGUAUCAUGAUCCGGUUAUUUUACGUGCUCAUUAUAGAGUGAAGCAUGUAGACAAGAGUUUGGAAUUUGCAGGUUUAAAAAUUCUUCGUUGCUGCGAACAGUGUGAUAUUGUUGGGGCUAUAAAAGGAGAGAAAAAGUUUAAAGGAGCUCACUGGCAUUGUUAUAGAUGUCGCAAUGGGUUCAACAGAAGAGAUGAGGCUCUCAAACAUUACAAGACUCACUUCCGUAAUCCACAUACUACCUUCCAGAUACAGGUAGCUCAUGAUAUUAACAGCAAUGCAUCAUGGGAAAAUGCCAUGGGUGGUGAUGCGGUGUUAACCAACACUACAACUCAAGGCAUGACAGAUGAAGUCACUAUACAUCCGGUGUUAACUGAGGCUGUUAUGACAACUACCACCACUCCCUGUACAGAUGAAGACAUGAAUAAAGCACAUGAUGCCACAGCAGCCACAAUAUCUGCUAAUGGUUUAACUGUGGCUGCUACAGAGACUGUCAACUCUGACGAAGGAUCAUCGGCUGCUCAAGCUGUUAUUCUGAUUGAGAGUACAGACAGUGGUGAGCUAGACCAACCAGCAACAACUACCAUUUACCAAACAGUCAACGAUGACACACACAGAGUAUUACAACUAGAGAAGCAAAUAGCUCAGCUCCAAGCUGACAAGCUGGAAUCAGAAAAACAGCUGAAAACUGAAAUUCAGAAGCUUAGAGAUCAGGUGCAGCAUCUGAACAAUACAAAUAGUAUCCUACAACAACAAAUCCAGGCUUUGAGGAGUGCCUCGUUGCAGCGUCUUACGAUGGAUGCCCAGGCAGAUAUACAACAUAUGAUUAGCAACAUGGAACACGAACACAGCAACUUACUGCAUCAUCAUUUAGCCCAACUCAGACAAUACUACCACAGCAUGUCUAGUAGUGAAUCUGACAACUAUGUCCAUCCUGUUAUGAUCUCUGAUCAGACUAUACAGCAGAUUGUUGUGUCCACGCAGUCGGGAUCGUCAACAGAUGUUGACUCUGAUUCCGUCAACACAACUGUUGGGGACUUAUGCCAGGAUGCUACCACGGUUGUGAUACCACAGGGAAAUGGUAAUUAUAUUGUGCACCAAGAAAAGAAUGAUAAAUCACAGUCGAAGGAUAUCAACGUGGAAAUAGCCGACAAACAUUAUGUGCAGGAUAAAGACAACAGUACAAACGAGUCAGACACUGAUGUGGUACACAUAGCGAAACGACGAAAAGAGUUCUAGUUCACUGGUUCAUAUUUAGCAGUCCAUUGCUUAAGGGCUGGUAAGUGCAGUGAUGUCCAACAAGAUCCCAGUGAAGUUACAUACGGUAG